Molecule: messenger RNA, 1089 nt
Organism: Ctenocephalides felis (cat flea)
Lineage: Eukaryota; Metazoa; Arthropoda; Insecta; Siphonaptera; Pulicidae
Product: lipid storage droplets surface-binding protein 2-like
Exons: 3
Coding region: 176-1030 (284 amino acids)
Biological process (GO): lipid storage; positive regulation of triglyceride storage
Cellular component (GO): lipid droplet; cytosol
Source: RefSeq, a predicted model, not a curated record
GUUGCGUAUGUAUGUUUCAAGUUCGGCGUUUUUGCGUUUGAUUCAUAUUUAAAUAACAUAGUGAUUUGGUAUCGAUUUGAUAUGUAAAUAACAUUAGUGAUUUGGAGAUCGAUUUGAUAUGUUAUGUUGUGUUAAACAGUUUAUAUAAAAUUAUUUUCUCAUAGAAUCUGUUAUCAUGAGUGCUACCGAUACGUCUGCUACCGCCAGUAAUAACCAAAGCAUUAUUCAACGUCAGAUUAAUCAGGGCAUAGAACGCCAAAUUAUAAAAGCGCAAAGGAUCCAUCAAAUUCGAGUGCCACACACGCCCCAGUUGCCGCAAAUGCAAAUAAUUGAUCGAAUCAUGCAAGUCCCAGUGAUCGAGUCUGCGGUUAAGAAAUCGCAGAACGUAUAUGACAAAAUCAAAUCAAUCAGUCCCAUAAUGGCUUCCACUUUGGACACCGCAGAGAACGUCACUCGACGGAUAGCUGUCCCGUUGGCUCAUCAUUUAGGGCGUCCUUUAAACGCUCUCGACAAUACCUUGAUGGCGUCUUUGGACAAGAUACAAAACACUAUACCAGUUGUACGUGAUACUCCUUCAGACAUCAUUCGUCGUACUGAACACGCAAUUUCUGCAAUCAAAUCGAUUUCUGUUCAAAAAACAAAUGAAGCUUUGGCGACAACUAAUGGAGUGCGGGCUUUGAAUACUUUGGAUGCUGCUACAAACCGUGCAAUUUCCUUAAUAGACCACUAUUUGCCGGCUUGUAAAAGUGAAAGUGGAGAUAUGCAAUUAACUUCAGCAAUAGAUUCAGAUAUUCCUGUAAAAGGAAUUGAUAGGGCUGUCAUUGCUGUGGGUAAAGUAGGCCGCACCGUCACGGGACGAUUGCAUGGAAAAGCGCAACGUGCCAUACCGGCGGCUAUUUGCAAUCUUGGUUUAGCUGGACCCUUGGAAUCGCUGAAUGAUAAAGUGAAAGAUAUGAAGAAAAAAGAAAUCAAGAAAAGUGAUAAAACGUUGCAGCCUCCUAAAGAUGCGAAUGCGGUUUCUCAAAAUUAGUUGUAUUUUAAAGUUGUCCUUCAUCGAUUUUUAAACCUAUUUUAUUAAACAUAAUUUAA